This is a messenger RNA of Durotheca rogersii, 1407 nucleotides long. Its product is annotated as guanine deaminase. Gene Ontology annotation, molecular function: zinc ion binding; guanine deaminase activity. Gene Ontology annotation, cellular component: cytosol. Gene Ontology annotation, biological process: guanine metabolic process. The record is from RefSeq and is a predicted model, not a curated record. NCBI's taxonomy places the organism in Eukaryota, Fungi, Ascomycota, Sordariomycetes, Xylariales, Xylariaceae. The coding region runs from base 1 to 1407 and encodes 468 amino acids. The transcript has a single exon.
AUGGACCGCCGCGCGAUCUUCCACGGCGCUGUGAUCCACUCGCUCGGGCCGUCUGAGCUCGUCAUUCUCGAGCGCGCGCUGCUCGUCGUCGACAGCGGGGGCACGAUCGCGCACUUCGCCGAGGACGUCGCUCGGGAGGCGGUGCCGUCGGUGCUCGCCUCUCUGGACCCCUCCCCCGCCCCCGCCCCCGCCGCCGACGCCGACGCCGACGGCCGCCCCCGGGUCGAGGUCCGGUACCUGGGGCGCGGCGAGUUCGUGAUGCCGGGGCUCGUGGACGCGCACAACCACGCGCCGCAGUGGGGGCAGCGGGGGCUGGGCCAGGGGCUGCACAUCCUCGACUGGCUGGCCGAGGUGACGUUCCCGAACGAGGCGCGGUUCGCCGACGCGGCGCACGCGCGGCGCGUCUACGCCGCCUGCGUCGGCGGCAUGCUGCGGCAGGGCGUCACCACCGCCGCGUACUACGGCUCGCGGCACGCCGAGGCCACCGGCGCGCUCGCCGACCUGUGCCACGCGCGCGGCCAGCGCGCCCUCGUCGGCAAGUGCAACAUGGACCGCGGCGCGCCCGCGCGCUUCUGCGACGCCGACGCCGCCGCCUCGCUGCGCGACACCGAGGCCUGCAUCGCGCACGUGCGCCGGCUCGACCCCGCCGGCGCGCUGCUGCGCUACGUGCUGACGCCGCGCUUCGCCGUGGCCUGCGGGCCGGCGCUGCUGGCCGGGCUCGGCGCGCUCGCCGGCGCCGACCCGCGCCUCGCCGUGCAGACGCACUUCAGCGAGGCCGAGCAGGAGGUCCGCCGCACGCGCGAGCUGUUCCCCGCCUUCGCCGGCAGCGAGGCCGACCUGUACGCCUCCUUCGGCCUGCUCGGCCCCCGCACCAUCCUCGCCCACUGCUGCCUCGUCGACGACCGCGAGAUCGACCGCGUGCGCGCCCUCGGCUGCGGCGUCGCCCACUGCCCCGUCGCCAACGCCACCGUCGGCGGCGGCUUCAUGGCCGCCCCCGUCCGCCGCCUCCUCCGCCGCGGCGUCCACAAGAUCGGCCUCGGCACCGACAGCGGCGGCGGCUUCUCCAGCAGCGUCCUCGACGCCGCCCGCAUGGCCCUCGUCGCCUCCGCCGCCCGCGAGGCCGCCACCGCCGGCGCCGACCCCGCCCUGACCCUCGCCGAGGUCUUCUACCUCGCCACGCUCGGCGGCGCGCGCGUCUGCGGCGUCGGCGACCGCGUCGGCUGCUUCGCCGCUGGCCGCGAGUUCGACGCGCUCGUCAUCGACGCCAACGAGAGCGCCGGUGUCAUGGCUAUGCUCCAGGACGACGAUGAUACGCGCAUCAUUUUUGAGAAGUUCCUCAUGACCGGCGACGAUAGGAAUAUCCGCGAGGUGUACGUCUGCGGGCGUUCGGUGAAGCCUCAGUCUUGA